AAUACAAACCCCUUCACUCUCCAACCAACCGUCAGCCGCCUCUGCCUAAACAAAUACUCUUGCAAACCCUAGACCUCUGUAAAACCUUUCAUUUCCCGUUCAAACGCCCGGUGAAUCGCCAUGGCCAAGAAGAAGAUCGCCCCUCGCAAAGAGGAGGACCACGUUGACGCUCAGCUUCCUACCGCAACAGACAAUGGGUUCGGGAAGCUGGAGAGUCUCAGGGACCUUAACAAAGUGCUUCUCAAGGAGACAGCCGAGAAGAGACAUCUGGUUGACACUCUCCAGAAGGACAAGUUCUCUUUGGAAUCGGAGCUGGCUAGAUCCGAGUCGGAGAAGUUGUCUGUGAGUGCAGAGCUGGCUCGCUUGGGUGAUAGUGCGGCGCGGUUGGAGCUCGAGAAGACGUUGGAGGCUGUGUUUAUCCGUGCCCAGAUGGUUCACCAGAUGAAUGCCAUGGAGGAGGGGAGUGUAGAGAUGAGGAAAGAAAGGGAUGAUGCUGGUGAAAGAGUGAAGGAUUUAAAGAGAGAUAUUGAUCUCAUUGUGAAGGAGAAGAGUGCGAUUGAGAAGAUGAUAGGAGAGAGGGAGUUUGAAAUCGAGUCUUUGCAGCAUAGACUGAAAAUUCAAAAUGCUGAAAUGGAUGCAGAGAGGAACAUUUCUAUUCAAAUAAAUUGCCAGAAGGAAGAACUGGCAUCAAAACUUGAUGUUCAAAUCUCUGAGACCAAUGCAUUGAGAAAUAAUCUGAUUGAAGUAGAGAGGAGAGAGAGGGAACUCAUUCACCGAGCUGACAAAUUAUGGGUUGAAUACAGUGUUCUGUUUAAUGAAAAAGAAGAGAAAGAGAGGAUGCUGCACUCUGUUAUGAGUGAUAAGGAAAUGCUGGAAAGGAGCUUGGUCGAUUCAACUCGGAUCAUAGAUGAACUGAAUGGAAAAAUUGGGGAGAUUGUGAGGGAGAAAGUAGCCAGUGAAAAGGAGAGAAAUGUUGAAAUGGAGAAAAGGCUUGAAUUGGAGAAUGAAGUGAAUUUACUCGAUAAGAAGCUCUUGAGCUUGAACAAAAUUGUGGAUGAAUUGAGAGGAAAUUGUAUCCAGUUGGAGAUGAAGUUUGAAGAAAGUGUAGAGAAGGGGAAGGAUAUGGAAAGGAAAAUAAGUGAACUGAUGGAAGGGAAGAAUGAGAGUGAGAGUAAGAUCUCCAUGCUGCUUGGGGAGAAGGAUUUUAUUGAGAAGAGAUUGACAGAUGCAUUACAGGAAGUAGAGGAGAAGAAACAGUGUCUUGAGAGGGUGGUUCGUGAAAAAAUGGAAAUGACAGAAGCAAGAAUUAAAGCGGAAGCUGUGAUUGUUAAAUUACAGCACCAAAUGGGUGAACUUAAGGCUGAUCUUUCUGGGUUGGAAGAGUAUUGCAAGGUUCAAGAAGAGAAAAUGGUUAAAUUGGUAGUCGAAGUAGGGAGCUACAAAUCCGCAUAUGAGAGAGCAUUGCUUGAGAGGGAUAGUGCUACCAAGGGACUUGAUAUAGAAAAACAGAAAGGUCUGAUAAUGGAUGAGAAGAUUCAAGAACUGGAGAAUCGCAUUGGUGAAGUUUCUCUGGAGCUUGCCAAUACUGAGGCUGAUUAUGCCAAGGCAGUAGACGGGAAGAAAGUGCUAGAAAUCAAAUAUGAAACUCUUAACAAUGAGAUUCUUUCUCUCCAAGCCCAACUUGCGGAAGCAAGGAAGGAACUCAUAUCGAAACAGACUAAUCUACAAUUAGCAGACACAGGCUUAGAGGGUGUUCUGAAGAUGUUGAAGAUCACAGCAGUGUGGGUUGGUGGGUCAUUGAGAGAUGACGAGAUGGACAACAUUUAUUCUGAGCAUUUCAACGAAAGCCAAAUUAGUCCCCAUGUGUUUGAAUUGGAAGCAAUUAAGAAAGGCUUUAAGACUAGAGAGAUCAAAGUUGAGGAAAUGAAGAGGGAAGUUGAGUUCUUGAAGAGCUCUGUUAGGCAAGCAAACAAAAAAAAGAGUUUGUGGGCCCUUUUCUCUUCUGCAACUACAAUUUUUGCUGCGAUCUCUCUAGCAUAUGUUGCGCGGGUUCAUUGAACUAAGGGGUUUGGCAUCAUCUUUCUCGUUUUUAUUACACUACUAUUAGUCUGGUUAUCUUGUACUACGUAAUUGUCAAUCUCUUCAUUUUCAGAAAUUGUGUUUGUUCUGAGAACCCUUUAUUAUCCUUGUUUGGAACGUAAAGGCGUGUAUGAGAGAGACUAAAGACAGCUAAAGAAUCACUUCAUUUGCCAAUAAAGGCUCUUCAAGUUGACUAGAUUAUAUAUUUAGUUUCAAGAUGCGAAUAGCACAUAUUUUUCUCAGGUUUUGGACUUUUGGACAUGAACUUACCUUUCCCAUCUACAAUUUAAUGAGAUUUUAAUUCCAC
Messenger RNA from Cuscuta epithymum, 2386 nucleotides. NCBI's taxonomy places the organism in Eukaryota, Viridiplantae, Streptophyta, Magnoliopsida, Solanales, Convolvulaceae. The record is from the annotation of a GenBank genome assembly.